Messenger RNA from Entrophospora sp. SA101, 1089 nucleotides. The record is from the annotation of a GenBank genome assembly. NCBI's taxonomy places the organism in Eukaryota, Fungi, Glomeromycota, Glomeromycetes, Entrophosporales, Entrophosporaceae.
AUGGUUUUGUUCGAUAGUUUAAAUGCAACUAUAAGUGUUCCUCCAUGUCUAUCGUAUUUUUGCAUUUAUAAUCCUACUCUCGGACCAACGGAAGAAACUCAAAAAGAUCAAAUUCUUUAUUAUACCUCAAGAAAACAGGUGCCAUUGGAUACAACAAUACGUCAAAUUGGUUUGGCUCAAGGAAUAGUAAACUUUACAAAAAUAUUUUCCCCUACUAAACCAUGUGAAAAUGUUCAUACGCAAAAAAAUCGAUUAGCAUUUUAUGAAGCUGAACCAAAUUAUUGGAUACAUUUGAUUGAACUAGGAUAUGUCAGGAGAACAACUAAAGAUAAAGAUGGAAAACCAAAGAUUAUAACUGAAUAUCUAGAUGUAAAUUUACACGAUUCUGAAAUUGGAAAAAUGUUAGAAAUUGGAUAUGAAAUGUACAGGGCAAGUAUUCUUUAUCUUCCACUUUCUAGGCCAGCAUAUUUGGAAAUAACAUCAUUAAUCGAACAAAUUCACUCGGAAUAUGAAAUAAUAGAAGACGCUGUAGUGUUAUGGAAAAACAAAUUGAUAUACAAUGGAAGCAUUCCUGAAAAUCAACUAAAAGGAAUUUGGAAACAUUUGGAUACUUUGAUUUCUGAAAGAAAUUUGUUCGAAAGAGAACUUGAAAGAAAAAAGAAUACCAAAGACAGUGAUAAACAAGAUUUUCUUACGUUUGCAUUCUUAAUACCGGCCAAAUCGGUGGAAGGAAUUACAAAAGUAUACGAUAUGAAAUUUUAUAUAUCUCUAGAUGAAUGUUUAUCUAUUAGAUCUGAAUCAAUAAUUAAUGCAGUAAAUGAGGAUUAUGAAAAAUCAAGAAAAUUUGGAGGAUUAACUAUUACAAACGAGAUGGCUCAUGCAUUAUGUGAUAUACAUGAAGAUCUUGAAAAACAUCAACAAUUGACAGAAGUCUAUACAAGAUCUACAACAAAUUUUUGGGUAGUUGGGAGAAGGUCUGAUAAACGUAUACUCUAUAUUGUUGUACCUAAAAAAGAUACAUCACUUAUAGAAGUUGAAGAUGAGAUAAGAAAACUUACAAGUUUAUAUUUUUCUGCAAAUAAUAACUGA